AUGCUGCGGCAGCGUUGCGGGCAGCUCCUGGCCCGGCUGGAGCACGGGCUGCAGCUCCUGGAGCUCGGCGGCAGCGUGGAGGAAGACUGCAUCCGGAUCGCUCGGUGCUUUGAGGCGACACGCCAGAGAUGCUGCCGGCUGGAGCAGGACGGGCGCCGUGCCCGCGAGCAGCUGGCCCGUGUGGAGGCCGAGCGGGCAGCGCUGGAGGUGAAGCUCAAGCACGCCCGAAACCAGGUGGAGGUGGAGAUGAAGAAGCGGCACCGGGCAGAGGCUGAGCUGGAGAAGCAGGAGCGAAAACUUCAGCUGGUCCUCGAGCUGCUGAUGCGGGAACCAUGGGGCAGCGAGGCACUGAGCAGGGAGCAGUGCUCUGUUCUCAGUGCCCUGGCUGGCCGGCGCCUUGGGGCAGCCUUGGCACCCGGCAGGAGGUCAUCUGCAGUGGACGAGUCGUGCCAGUCCCUCCUGUCCCACUCGGAUAUCAGCUAUGACCGCACUGAGGAUGACGUGGAUGUUGAUAUGACACUGGUGCGGACCCUGAAGCGCAAAGCUCCGGACAGGCAGCGUGUGUCCCUGGCCCCUCAGGUGGGCCCUGUGGUGAUGGCAAAGCGGCACCGUUCUUCAGUGGUACCCCAUAAUGCCGUGUGUGUCCCCUCUAUGCCCCCUCCUGCUGAGGUCCCAGGCCCUGCUGACAACCUCCUGCCUGCUGUUCUGGUGCCUCAACGCCGCUCUCGCCAGGGACAUCGUGUCUCUGCACGUGCAGAGCUGACCACAGUUUGGGGCACCAGUGAAGAUCCGGUUUCCCGUGCUGCGGGGCAGGAGAGCCACACUGAGGGCAGCUCAGUGGGACAGCCAGCACCAGCCCCCUUCCCCUCACCCCCACGGAGUCUCCCAGCAGUCCAGCACAAGUUCACCUCCAAAACGGUGAUCCGCCCUGAGCUGUGUGGUGUCUGUGGUUCCCGCAUCCGCUUUGGGAAGACUGCCAUCAAGUGCUGCCAGUGCCAGCUGCUGCUGCACACCAAGUGUCGGGAGCAGUGCCCCAGCCUCUGCACGCCCAGGCCUCAGCACCACGCCUGGCCCCAGGAGGGUGUGCUGGCUGACUUCGUGCCCUCCACGCCGCCGCUGGUGCCCACGCUGGUGGUGCAGUGUGUGACCGAGGUGGAGAAACGAGGCUUGACAGAGACAGGGCUGUACCGGGUGCCAGGUGCCGAGCAGCUGGUGCGGGAGUGGAAGCAGAAGCUGCUGCGGGCCGGGGGAGCACUGCCUGCCCUCGGCACUGUGACUGACAUCCACGUGGUGUGCGGGGUGCUCAAGGACUUUCUGCGGGGACUCAAGGAACCGCUGGUCACCUUCAGCCUCCGCCCUGCCUUCCUGAAGGCCGCUGACAUCCCGGAUGAUGCUGCCAGUGACACAGCCCUGCGCCAUGUGGUGAGCAAGCUACCCCCAGCCAACAGGGAUACCCUGGCCUUCCUCAUGCUGCACCUGCUCAGGGUGUCACACAGCCCUGACUGCAAGAUGGAUGUGCUCAACCUGUCCCGUGUGUUUGGCCCUACACUGGUGGGAUACAGCUCAGCCAACCCCACGCCAGACGCCAUCAUGGAGGACACGCCUCGGCAGUGCAAGGUGGUGGCUCGACUCCUUUCAGUGCCACCCAGCUUCUGGAGAGGCUUUGUGGAGACAGAGCAGGAGAACCUGGUGCCAGUGGCAGUCCUGGGAGGUAGUGAACGUGGUGCACAGGAGCCCCAGCCCCCACCCAUCAUGGCCUUUGGCUUCCUUGAAAGGUGUUGGUGUCCGUGGCUGGGGUGAGAUAUGUCCCCAAUCUGUCCUGCAGGACCCUUCUUCCAGCCCAUUGGCUCUCCGGAGCGCAGGUCAGACCAGCUGAGCCCAGCUGGCACCUGCUGCCUCCCCAGCACCCUGAGGAGCUGCGUGGGCAAGGCCAGCCGGCCCCCGCAGGGGCCAACCCCGAGGAAGGUGGGCCGGUUCUUCCCUUCUCUUGUGUAG
Messenger RNA from Melospiza melodia melodia, 1995 nucleotides. RefSeq names its product rac GTPase-activating protein 1-like. Gene Ontology annotation, cellular component: centralspindlin complex; spindle midzone; nucleus. Lineage: Eukaryota; Metazoa; Chordata; Aves; Passeriformes; Passerellidae. The record is from RefSeq and is a predicted model, not a curated record. Gene Ontology annotation, molecular function: GTPase activator activity. Gene Ontology annotation, biological process: mitotic spindle midzone assembly; mitotic cytokinesis; Rho protein signal transduction.